Messenger RNA from Xenopus tropicalis (tropical clawed frog), 2502 nucleotides. It is a transcript of the gene palm3, whose product is annotated as paralemmin 3. Gene Ontology annotation, cellular component: membrane. Gene Ontology annotation, biological process: regulation of cell shape. The record is from RefSeq and is a predicted model, not a curated record. Lineage: Eukaryota; Metazoa; Chordata; Amphibia; Anura; Pipidae. The transcript has 7 exons. Bases 192 to 2240 code for a protein of 682 amino acids.
GUUAUAUAAUGUGACAGCUUCAGGUAGCAGUGGGUGAGGCCUCUAACAAGUGUCUCAGUGAAUUGAAUUACCCUGUGGCUAAUUGGAAGCGAAUGAUGGGAGACAGAUGAAAGCUGAAAUGAAAUACUGGUUUCCGUCUGGAACGUAUAUGCCCAUUGCAAUAAACGGUACAUCUGGUCUAAUACAAAUUCAUGGUCCCCUGUAAGUACUACAGCUCCCAGCAUCCUCCACUGACUACUGACAGGUUGAAGAUCGUGGGAAUUGUAGUUCUUAUCCGACGUGUCAGCAUGGGGGAGAGUCAGACGUUCAGCCGGCGCCUUCAUGAAAUCACAGAAAGGCGCAAUAUCCUAUCAGAGGUGGAGAGAACUCAGAGGGAGCUGGAGCAGAAGAGAAUCAGCCUGCAGCAACUAAAGAGGAAAUCCCUGCGAGAGCGAUGGCUGAUGGAUGGAGUGGUUCCCUCUCCUGGGGCUGAAAUGGACAAUCCGCUCUUCCAGACAGAGAGUAAAAUACAGCAGCUGGAGAAGGAACUAGAGAGCCUCCAGAUGCAGCUGCUGCGCUUAGAGAACCCAAUGGCAGUGCCGCCUGAGGCAAAAACAAUUCAGGCGCCAUUCGUGAAUGGUGAAAAAAUCCAGAAGGAAGGAGGUCAAACAGGAGGUGCUAAAGAAGUGUCCACAGGUCAAGCAAAAGACUCUCAUGGGAUUAUCCAUGAAGAACAGGCAACAAAGGAAGAUCACACGUUGGGUCAAGACUCAGGAACAGGUCAGGCCAUACCAGCUGAAAACAAAGCAAACCUAGAGCUGAAUGUGGAACACCAGGACAUAGAACACCAGAAGGUUGAAUCAGCAGAUCUAAACCAGGAACAUGAAAAGCUAAGCCCGGAACAUCCAGUCCAAAACCAAACUGUGCAACAUCUUGAAAAGAACCAGGCACAUCUUGACCAAGAACAUACUAAGAAGAAUCAGGAUGGACAAGAUGGUAUCCUAGAAUAUCUAACCCAAGGUCAGCAGCUUGAAAACCCAAAUCUGCAACAUCUGGAUAGAUACUUGGUAACUGAAGUGACUAUGGAACAUGAAAAGCAAAACCUAGAACCUGGAACAAUCCAGCACCAUACUGUACAACAUCUUGAAAAUACCCAGGAACAUCAGGACCAAGAAAAGACUGAGAAGAAUCAAGAUGAACAUCAUGGAAUCCUAGAACAUAUAAUUCAGGAUCAGCAGAAUGAAAACCCAAAUCUGGGACAUCUGGAUAAAUACCUGGUAACAGAAAAAACCCUUGAAAUUAACCCCUUAGAGAAUGUUUCAGUACAGAUCCAAAACCAGAGUACAUCUGAUCACAGCCAGAACCAGACUGAAGCAAAACUGCCAACUGACAUUCCACAACAGAAAGCAUUAGAGAGUAAAACACAAACCACAGACCACGUUUCUGAAUUGGUACACACAAAGCAAGAUCACAGUCAAGAACAUGUUACCACUGACCAAACACAAGGCCAAGAACUCUUUUCUUCAUCAAGUGAGCCAACAGAAGAAGAAUCGGUAUCAUUGGCCCAAGACGAAAAACUCGACCAGCACAGCGAAUCUGUAUCAACAGUCCAUGAGGUCCAUGAUGGUCCAAGUGAAAAUCAAAAGCCCGUAAUUACAUCAGAAGACCAAAAUCACGGCUACAUGUCAUUGUCAAAUGCACAGAACCAAGACCAAGGCUCAGCACUGCCAGAGAAAGAUCUAGAACACACUCAGAAACCAGAUCUAUCCCAUGAAUUUGAAAGCGAGGCGUCAUCUUUAACAGGCCUAAUAUCCGUCUCUACCCUACUGUCUAUGGAACAGAACCAGGAGAGUACUGAAGAGACUUCUAAGUCUGUAGCCCUGGAUGAGUUAUCAGACCUGCUGAACACCGAUAUGAUUAAGCAGUCACUGCUGAUGUCUAAGAGUUUGGAAGAGAGUCCAUCACUGCCAUUAACAGAACAGAUCCAAGAGACUAUGUGCCAGUCUGUGUUCAUUCCCGACCUGAAGAAGGAUCAAUCGGAUCCAGAGGUUAUGCAGAAGUCCUCCUCCUCUGAGCCAGCACCCAGCACCCUUCCACAGUCCAGCAGUGCAGAAGGCAACUCUUCCCCUGAAUCCCAACCCCUUCUUCAGAAGUCACAAGGGACUGAUAGCCAACAGGCACAAGGAGGCAACACUGCAACGCCACCAGAGGAAGACCGGCGCGUGAAGAAGAAGUCAUGCCACUGUUGCGUGGUCAUGUGAGCUUCCUCUUCAGUAUUAUGCAAAAGAUAGAUAUCGAAGCCAUUAGAGGGCGACAAUGAGUUCCUGACUCAAUCUGGCAGCUUGUCUGGUUUUUAUGUACAGGUGGUGUCGUUGUAAGGACUAUUCCAUAAUGGGGGGGGCACAGCUAGUGACAGUCCCAGAACAACAUUCACAGGGGUUAUAAUGAGGCAAUAGUAACACAGGCAAUAACUGUAUGUUCCACAGUGUAAGAGAAUAAAAAGUUACUAUAUUUUAUGUUAAA